This is a messenger RNA of Bactrocera tryoni, 5967 nucleotides long. It is a transcript of the gene Cad86C, whose product is annotated as cadherin-86C. Gene Ontology annotation, cellular component: plasma membrane. Gene Ontology annotation, molecular function: calcium ion binding. Lineage: Eukaryota; Metazoa; Arthropoda; Insecta; Diptera; Tephritidae. The record is from RefSeq and is a predicted model, not a curated record. The transcript has 6 exons. The coding region runs from base 63 to 4556 and encodes 1497 amino acids. Gene Ontology annotation, biological process: homophilic cell-cell adhesion.
UUUCAUUACGUUAUGUAACCAGUAAUUUAUAUUAUUAAUGCUGUUUAGGCGAAAUAUUUUUGAUGCGGCCACUGGAGGAAAUCGCAGCUAUCACUCACGUUGGAGAUCCUGUUUUACUCACCGUGAUUGCUGAAGAAGUUAAAGUUGGACGUGAUGAGCCCCCAGCUAUGGCUUCAACAGUACAAUUGGCUUUGUUUUUACCAGAACGGACUAAUUCUGCACCUUAUUUCGAGAAUGAUCACUACGUUUCAAGAAUUGAUGAAAAUGCCCCGCAAGGUACUGCCCUUACAUUUGCCGACCCAUAUGUUUCACGUGUUUAUGACGAUGAUAUCGGUAAAAAUGGCGUGUUUUCAUUGACUUUACUCAAUAAUAACGGAACUUUUGAAAUUUCCCCUAAUGUUGCUGAACGGAGCACUUCAUUUCUCAUACACGUACGAGAUAAUAUUCUCUUAGACUAUGAAGAACGUCAUUUUGUGCAAUUUCAAAUAUUAGCUCAAGAAUUGGGACCAUCUACAAAUCUUUCAACUACUGUCAAUGUCAAUGUAUAUAUAAAUGAUGUUAACGAUAACCCACCCAUAUUUGAGCAAUCUAUGUACACUGUUGAACUGCCAGAAAAUAUGACUGCCGGAACAAAAGUUAUACAAGUUAAAGCCACCGAUAUAGACACGGCUGAUUUAAGUGGACUUGUACGAUACACAGCUAUUUUGGGCUAUUUAAACACGUCAUUAAAUUUAAACGCGGAAUCAGGACUUAUUACAGUUUCCACUAAUAAUCACGGGUUUGAUCGUGAAGUAAUGCCCGAAUAUCAUUUAUACGUAGAAGCACGGGACAAUGAUGGUACAGGUAAUCGUGCCCAAGUGCCAUUGAUUAUAAAAAUUAUAGAUAUCAAUGAUGAAAGUCCAAUUUUCGAAAAAGAGUUGUACGAAUUUAUACUAUCUCCAGACUUGAAAUCCUUCACCUCUGUAGCCAUUAUUCAUGCCAUAGAUAAGGAUGCAACACCACCUAACAAUGAAGUGCGUUAUGAAAUAGUUAAUGGAAACUACGAAAAUAAAUUCACUUUGGAUAAAAAAACUGGCGAGCUAACUGUGAGAGAGAGAAUUACAUUUCCAAUCAAAGCACGAAGAAAGCGUCAAAUACCAUCUCACAUCGAUGAGGAUAUGUUGUUUCUAACAGCGCGAGCAUAUGAUUUAGGAGUACCUGUACGUUUUAGCAUCACAAACAUUCGUAUAUAUCCACCAGAAAGUCGAACACGAACUGUGACUUUUGUAGUUCCAGGUGAAAGUCCUGAUAAAGUUAAAACAGAAGAAACACUUUCUACCAUAACAGGAGGAAAAGUAAUAAUACAUGAUAUUAGACCUUUACAACCAGACGAACCCGGUGCCAAAACAAUUACCGGGGACAACACGGAUACGAUGAGAAGAAGUGUCGUAACAGCUACCGUUCUUUAUGAUAUCAAUUCGGUUGUAGAUAUAUCGCAGAUACAGCAACGUUUAUCGCAACACAAUAGUUCAUAUGCAAUAAUGAAUGGUAGCGACCCAGUAGCAACAGACAUUAUUAUUCCUUUACAGACUCUAUACAAAGCCGAAAAUAAAUUGCUGUUCUGGCUGCUUAUAUUUUUAGCAACUUUAGUCGCGUUAACAAUUCUCAUACUUUUGCUGUGUUGCAUUUGUUCGUGGUGCCCAUUAUAUGGAAUUGCAAGCAAGAGAAUAGUUAAUAUCAUUAAAACUGAAGACGAUGUUCACCUAGUGCAUAGGGAAAUGGCAAAUGGAAAACAAGCAAAAUCUGUUCAGGUCGCUGAAUGGAUGGGACGCCGAGAGGCCUGGUCCGCCGAGAAACCAACAGAUUCGCGAACGAGACCAACACACUGGGAGUUCCACAAUGGACGCGACCACUUUAACGAAAACGACAUUCAGGCAGCGUUGAACAACAAUGAGGGAAAUCGCCGUAAGCGUUCAGCAGAAGAGCAACGAAGGAACAACCGCACAACCAAAGACGAUGUAUUUUAUAAUUCUAGAACCAACUUAAUAAAUGACAAAGACGUUUAUAUAGAAGAUAUAGGAGAUGAGCGGCAACUAACAAUAACAGAACAAGAUCACUUUCAGCGAAGCAAAGAAGUACAAAAAGCAUCAAAGCAUCGCCAAGGAAUUGACAACGAAAUCAAACAAGUUGAUGAAGAUUCUGUACGUCGCCAUGAAAUUGCACGCGGCAGUGAUAUCGAAUAUAACAUAGCUCGAAGCAGUUUAAGAAAUAAACGGGAAUUUUUCAUCAAAGACGGAAAUAUUGAAAUACUGCAACUCAUGACCAGAGACAGAAGUGAUGAGGAUGUUGCAGAAGUUGAUGAUGAAAAUAACAUUUAUGUAAAUUUGCCAAUGAAAUCAACGACUGUCUCUCAGCCGCAAUUGGUAAUGUUGGAUAAUAGUGGAAAAGAAAUUCUAAUGCGCCGUUUUAUUGAGGAACAGCCUGAUGGUAAACAAAUAAUACGUGAGCAUUACCAAAUAGUUCCUGGUGCCACUUAUAUACAGUCUAUGCCAAAUGAAAUUGACCACAACCACUCCAUUUUGAAGGGAGAAACAUUCGCUACCUGCAAAUCGGGUCCGAAUAGUAUAGUUUAUUCACAAACCGAGCCUGAAGUAAAGGUAAUACAUACACAGCCUACUCAAGGUGCGAUGCAGUUGCAAACUGAGGGUUUCAUAAGUCACAUCCAGCCAUCAAUAUCAAAUCAAUCAUUAACACAAGAGCUUGAAUAUUCUUUAAAGCAACAAAAUAUACUACUGCGUCAAAUAUUAAUGGAAAAAGAAAAAAUAGAAGCCAACGGUGCACAACCAGAAGUUGUAUUAGAAACACAAAGCCUUCCCGGUCACUCUGUGGCGAUUGCAACACAAACGGAAUGUGAGGUGUGUACACAGACAGACAAUAAUAUUGAGUUUCCUGAAAAAACUUCUGUAUAUGUGCAAGGAAGGCCAACACGACCCAAAGCUCGCAGUGAAAAUGACGAUUCCUUGACCGAAGAUGAAUAUGAGUAUGUACAAUUUAGUCCUCCAGAAAGUACAGUAGAUCGAUUCUGGAUAAAACGUAAAAAACAAAAAAGGCGUAGUAAAUAUCGCAAUAGUAUACAUCCAAGAAAGAGAAUUGUUAUGGUAGAAGAAAUUAAAAGAAAAAUACGUACGCCCAUUAAGGAGGAAGAUGAUGAGGUAUUCGAGUCGAAUAAACGUAUUCCACCCAAAAAACCUCUACGUAAACAUGCUGAAACAAAAAGCUGUGUUCUUAGAGGUAAGAACUAUAUAGAAAGACAGAAUAAUAGUAAUUCAAUACAACGAAAAAGUCCCACAGUGAGUCCCGAAAUUUUAAUAAUGGCUGACUCCAUAGGUGAUAGAAGUAGAACUCCAGAUCAUUAUCGAACAAUGAGAGUUGACGAGAUUGAAUACUAUUCAACAGACAACAACAGAGUAGAUAACUGCGACUAUAAUAAUGAAAAUGAUUAUUCCAAUGAUUCUGAAGCUGAAGAAAUUAUUGUUAAAAGAAAUAUAUUAACACCCCAUCAUCCGGAACAAAAACUUUCUGAUAUAGACAUUAAUGAUAAAAAUUUCUGUAAAAUACACUUAAAAGACGAGCGAUCUACGCAUAAAAUGCCGGAAGCCAAUGCCAGAGAGUCACGUAGGCCAACGUUAAAAGGACGUCAUCGGUCGCAAAGUUCAUCGGAAAUUCCACACCGUCGAAUGGAUAAUGAAAAACAUAUGUCUUCAUUGACCAAGACAAAUCAUGCAGCUAAAGAGCGUGUAUAUCAAAGUGCAACCAAUUUGAAUCAUCAGAACGAUCGAUAUGAUGACGGGAAAAAUCCUGAUAAAUCUGUUCCAAAAUACAUGGAAUGGUAUUAUAGCAAAUCAAAAAAUUUAAAUACCAAGCCUGGGUCCGAUACUUUCACAUUGACAGUUUCAAAAAGAAAAAGAAGUUUGACGAAAACACGUUUAAGUUCAAAUACCGAUUCUAUUCCUUCUGAAGAUGGAAAAAGUAGACCCGAAAUUGCACCAAGAAAAUCUCCUCAAAAAAAUACCAGACUCUUGAAAGAAGAUAUUGUAAUGAAUAAACAGCAUAAUCCUAAAAUUGAGGCUGAUUCUAGCCACCCACUUUUACAACAUUCAGAGCAUAGAUUUGAGCGCGAAAACGCUCCGGAGGUCCCUUUACCACCAACAAAAUUACCACAUUACAUGUAUCCCGAGACACCGCCAUUUGUUGUUUCUAAGAUGGCGAAAGUAAAAUCUAAACCGUCGCCUAUUAAAGAAAAUGAAGUCAAAGUUACAACAUCCAAAAUUAAGCCAAAUCCAAAUUCUACCCACUCGAAUCCAAAUAUAAGUACGCACCAACUCUCUCAAAAACAACUUAAUGUAUCUACAUUAGAAGAUGAUCACGAUUCCGGAAUUGCAAUGAAUUCGCUGCUUAAUAAUACGGGUCGGAGAAAUCCCAUCGCAGAUAAAAAAAGUGUAUUUUCAAUUGCAUACGAUGAUGUUAGCCGAGUGAAGAAAAUUACAUCGGGAGGAGAAUCACCACAAUAUUCAUAGAAAUAGCGGAUGAUCUCAAAAAUGGUAGACAAGUAUUUAUAUAGGAAAAUUUAAAUUAACUCGGUACUACUGCAUAUGUGAUACUCUCCGUUUCUCAUUUUACGUAUGCCAUACUUAAAAUGCAAUAAAGUAAUCAUUUAUGGUUUAACUCGUUAAUGUAUGAUGCUGAAAUUUUGAAAGCAAAAAUUGUUUUUUCUUUAUUGCUCACUUCUUUUUGAUACUCAACUUUUUACGUUCCUAUGGUCAAUGAAAAUGGUGACAAACCCAACAUUAAUUAAUAAAAUUAAAUACCCAAAUGCAUAAUUUGAUUAGUGUAUAUACUUAUAAUUUUAAAUUUAACACUUGCAUAUACUAAAUACCAUACAUAAAAUAUUUUUAAAGAAAAGAGAUUACAAAUAUGUGCAUUUGCAAACCUGCUCUCGAUAUUUAUUGUAAAUAGUAAAAACUGCAAUAUGAUCCUUACAAGAAAACUCUAUUUAUUUAUAGAUUCAUAAAACGGAAGUUUAACUUUUAUAAAUUAUGAUUGGAAAUGAUAUUUAGAACACAAUAUUAUUAUUGUAAAUUAACAUGUUGUACUAUCUCUAAACAAAUAUACUAUAUAUACAUAGGUAGUGCAUUUAGAGAUAAAUAUGUGAGUACACUCUAUUAAGGGAAUAUACUUAUAUAAUGUUUGAAUUAUGGCUAAUAAAAUGGAUCAAUCCGAGAACACGUUAUAAACGCAUUUACAUAUAGUAUUACUAUAUGAUCAGUAUUUACGAAAAGCAGUUGUAUACUUGGAAGUAAAAAUAAAUAAGUUGUAAGAUUAAGUUAAGAAAUAUAUAUAUACAUUAUCGAUACAAGUAUAUAUACGUACACACAUAUUACGUAAAAGCUUGUAUACUAGUUCUAAGCUCUUAAUAUCAGUUAUUCUUUCAAGAAUAUAUAAACAUUUUUUUUUAAUAUUUUUUUCGUUCGUAAAUGUAUCAUUCAUAAAAAACAUAUUGUAAGCCUUUUUGAAGGUAUGUGCGAUUGUAUAUUCUGGUCACAAAAUUUCGAAUUUGAAAAAGAAGACACCGCAAAUAUUCAAAAAUUCUUUUAUACGUAUCCACCAUGUUGAAAUGUCUACAAUUUUAACGAAGUGUGUUGGAUAUAAAUUCUUUCAUUAUUAUUUUAAUGAAAUAAAAACUAUUUUAGAUAAAUCUAUGAAUAAUUUACAUAUAUAUUGCACAUUUAUCUAAUUAAAAGUUAAAUGAUAAUUGUCCAUUACUAACGAUCUGAUAGAAAGAUACUCCUUAAUAUUUAUAGUAUUGAAGUGUACAAGGUUCUUUGUAUAAUAUAUAAAUCCUGCCAUACCAUCUUGUCAGACGUAUUAACACAAAAAUAAAAAAGAUUAUAAAUAUCAUCACCAAUAAAUUUGUAUUUUAAUUUACAC